AUGCUUGUCACAUGUAUUCUGAUCACAAUCGGCACCCAGUACGGUCUUGGACGAAGAAUGGAGGCCAUCAAUUUCAUAUUGAUACCGCGAGCUCUCAAGUGGAAUGCAAUCAUCAGUUCAGUACUGAUCUGGGCGUUUUCGCUACCCAAGUUCGCCAUCAUCGCUAUUCUCAAGAGUAUUCUGGACUACGGACUCAAGACGACGAUAUUAUCCUGGGGCCUCGCGCUCAGCUCCCAGGCCUGUAUACUCGCUACCUCGAUCUGGUGGUACAAGCAAUGUGAUCUGGUUGAAUUCGGCUGGAACAGAACCAUACCGGGCGGAAAAUGUGCCAGUACCAAGGUCAUGUCAGAUUUGGGCUAUUUCACUUCGGCCUACUCUGCCUUCCUAGAUGUAUUCUUCGCCCUGUACCCGAUUCCGUUCAUUAUGAGUCUCAACAUGCUGCUCAAGAACCGCAUCCUGGUCUCGAUCGCGCUGGGCCUCAGAAUCCUGGCCUUCAUUCUCACCAUCUACAAACUCACAAUCUUUGGGGAAAUCUUUGUAGUACUGGCCGAGAACCCGACUUACCCGGUUCCGCUUCUCGAUAUACUCGGUCUAGGAGAGGGUUGCAUUCUCGUGGUAUGCUCCUCUUUGCCCACGCUGGGCCCGCUCUUCCGCUUGGUCAGAGGAAAAGUACAGACUCUCAGUGGCAGUAAGACCGCCAGCCAGAGACGACGCAGCAGUGCCACCCACCGAGGGCUAUCUAGCACCAGCGGAAGAUAG
This is a messenger RNA of Alternaria arborescens, 759 nucleotides long. RefSeq lists its product as hypothetical. The record is from RefSeq and is a predicted model, not a curated record. Lineage: Eukaryota; Fungi; Ascomycota; Dothideomycetes; Pleosporales; Pleosporaceae. The transcript is spliced from 2 exons. Bases 1 to 759 code for a protein of 252 amino acids.